UACAUCUCUACAGGAUGUGCUCGCUUCUCAGGCACUUUCACGCCGAGUCUGAGGGGGGACUACCUGCCUUUCCAAACUAGCAUGGUGGGCCAACAGUAAAGUUUAGGGAAAGAUGUGCCAGAGGUCGUGGCUCUUUCAAUGGCUGGGAAUCGGCAUUGGCGUCCUCUUAAUCACAGCUCCCAGCAGGUCUCAGGACACAGAUGACUGGCAGUAUGAGGAGUGCAAACUCUCCAGAACCGGCCCACCAGCCACCAUCGUAGCCAUAGAUGAAGAGAGUCCUAAUGGGACUGUACUGGUAGAGAACAUGCAAAUCAACGGCCGGGCAGAAGACCCUAACCGAACCAUUUCUUUAUCCCUGAGAGACAACUAUGACUACUGGGUUAUCCUGGACCCGGUCAAGCAACAGCUUUACCUUAACAGCACUGGAAGAGUUCUGGAUCGAGAUCCUCCUUCCUACAUUCAGUCCAUUGUGGUGCAGGUCCAGUGCAUGAACGAGCUGGUUGGUUCAGUGAUUCGUCACGAGGUGCGGAUUGUCGUGAGGGAUCGUAACGACAAUGCUCCUCGUUUCCAGCAGCCACGAUACUAUGUGGCUAUUAAUGAGCUGACUCCUGUUGGGACCACAAUCUUCUCGGGCUUCACUGGGAAUAAUGGUGCUGUUGACAUCGAUGACGGACCAAACGGACAAAUCGAGUACACCAUUCAGUACAAUCCUAAUGAUCCGACCGCAAACAGAACUUUUGACAUCCCUCUCACCCUGUCCGGCUCUGUGGUGCUGAGAGAGAGACUGAACUACGAAGAGAUCACACGCUACCUGGUCAUCAUCCAGGCCAAUGACCGAGCUCCUGACCCUAAAGAGCGUCUGACUGCCACUACAACACUGACAGUGGACGUGCUAGAUGGAGACGACCUGGGCCCGAUGUUCCUUCCCUGCAGCCUGGUUGAAAACACCCGUGACUGCCAGCCACUUACGUACAGAGCCACCGUCCUGGAGCUCGCAGACCCAAGCAAGGCGAACCCGGUGAAUGUGACACCUCCUAUCCAGGCCGUGGAUCAGGACAGGAACAUCCAGCCGCCCUCGGAUCGCCCCGGCAUCCUGUACUCCAUCCUCUUAGGCAAUCCUGCAUUCUAUGCCGAGUACUUCUCACUAAACAGCAGCACAGCUGAGCUCAGGCUCCUGCAGCCUAUCAGGCGUGAGCAGCACCAGAGAUUCGACUUGAUAAUCAAGGCCGAGCAAGACAACGGACAUCCACUCCCAGCCUUCGCCAAUCUCCGUAUUGAAGUACUGGAUGAGAACGACCAGGCGCCGUAUUUCCAGGCAAACACCUACGAAGGCUUCAUCCUUGAAUCAGCUCCAGUUGGCACUACAAUCUCUAGCGAUGCCAGUCUCUCGUCUGCACUUACCAUCAUUGCUCUGGAUAACGACACGGAGGAGACCAAAGAUCCCAUGGUGCAAAUCUCCCUGGACAACUACGAAAGCGUCUUCGCGGUGACACCCAGAGGGAUUGCGCGCUACCUGACGCUCCUAAAGCCUGUGGACCGUGAAGAGCAGAAGAGUUACAGCUUCACAAUGACGGCCUCGGAUGGGGUUCACCGGAGCUCACCGGUUGCAGUUAAUAUCACGGUGAUCGAUGCCAAUGACAACACUCCAACCUUCCCCAACGUCUCCUACAGCGUCAGUGUUUACACAGACAUGCAAGCCGGGGAAGCGGUACUAUGGCUCACGGCUUCCGAUGCAGAUGAGGGUCCCAACGGCCUGGUGAGCUACAGCAUUCUGGCAGGAAGUCGGGGCCACUUCAUCAUCAAUAACCAAACAGGACUGAUCAGCGUGGUACCCGGCGUAAAUUUAACAGUGGGCAGCUCUUACGCCCUCACUGUCAAGGCAACAGAUAAUGCACCAAUCAACCAGAGAAGGAGCUCCAUCACCACCGUGUACAUUGAGGUGUUGCCCCCGAACAACCAGAGUCCCCCACGCUUCCCGCAGCUCGUCUACAGCCUGGAGAUCAGUGAGGCAAUGAGGACCAGAGCCACAAUCCUUGAUCUGCAGGCAACAGACCGAGAAAAAGAUCCCAUUAUGUACAGCAUCCUCAGCGGAGAUCCUGAUAACGUCUUUGAACUCAAUCAAACGUCGAGACUCUUGCUGCUGGGAAAGAUGCUGGAUAGAGAGUACACGGAUCGCUACACACUGAUCGUUUCUGCCUCCGAUGGCAGGCCGGAUGGGACCUCAACUGCCACGGUUAACAUCCUGGUGACUGAUGUGAAUGAUAAUGACCCCAUGUUUGAUCUUUCGCUGCCUCGAAAUCUCUCUGUUCUGGAAGAGCGGGCAAAUGCUCUCGUUGGUCAAGUAAAGGCCAUGGACGCUGACCAGGGAUUGAACGGGGAGGUGCACUACAGACUGCUGAGCCAUUCCGACCUGUUCCGGAUCAGCGCCAAUGGAAGCAUCUGGACAGCAGUUGCUCUAGACAGAGAGCAAAGGGAGCAUUAUGAGGUGGUGGUGGAAGCAUCGGAUGCGGCGCCGGAUCCCCGCAGAACGUCCGUCACACUCUCCGUCACAGUGCUGGACAUCAACGAUAACAGCCCGGUGUUCUCCCAGCCGUCCUACAGCGUCAUCCUGCCUGAGAAUAACCCACCCAACAUGACCAUCCUGAACCUUACCGCUCUGGACGCAGACUUGAACUCAAACAUCACCUACCGUAUCAGUACGAAGGAGGCCAGGAAGCUCUUUGAGCUAAACCCUGUUACAGGAGAGUUGAAGGUGCUGUACACACUGGACUUCGAGAAGCUUUCUCCUGAGGAGACUACGCACACCUUCGUGGUCGAGGCAGUAGACAGCGAGGGUACCAUGCCACCUGGUUUAGCUACUGUUACAGUUACGAUCAUGGACAUGAACGAUUUUUCGCCCGUCUUCAGCCAGACCCUGUAUCGAGGCAUGGUGGCUCCCAAUGCAGUCAAAGGGACCGUCGUGACCACCGUGCAGGCUGAGGACCAGGACACCAUGGGCACAGGAGCCAGUCGAGUGAAGUACAGAGUGGACUUGGAGAACUUCCCCUACAGUGCCAGCAUCUUUGACCUUGAAGAGGACACAGGAAAUAUUCUGACCAGGGUCAACCUCAAUGAGAGUCCCAACACCAAAUUCACUCUGGUGAUUAUCGCUUAUGACGACGGGGAGCCUGUGAAGUCCAGUAAGACCUUGGUGGAAAUUACCGUCCUGCAGCCAUCUGCCAUUCCCAUCUUCACUCAGGAGGAGUACAGGUUCCCACCAGUCAGCGAGAAAGCUCCUGUAGGGAGGGUGGUCGGGGUCAUCCUGGCUUCUGCCAUAAAUCAGACCAUCGUCUACUCCAUCAUUGAGGGGAAUGAAGGGGGCGUAUUCAGCCUGAACAACCAGACCGGAGAGAUCAGUACAGCUAAGCUUCUGGACUUUGAGAGCAACAACAGCUACGUGCUGCGCGUGGAGGCCGACUCCAUGAGAGUGAUCUCAUCCAACCUGCGGGCUCCAGCAAAAAGUAACACCGCCAAGGUGAUCAUUGAAGUACAAGAUGAAAAUGAUCAUCCACCUGUUUUUACUAAACAGCUCUACCUGGCUGGGGUCACAGAGGACGCGAAGACAUUCACAUCUGUCCUGCAGGUUGAGGCUUUGGAUAAAGACACAGGGAAUUACAGCGCCAUGAAGUACGAGCUGAUCAUCCCUCCGACGGCUGAGGGCAAGGACAGCUUUGUGAUCGAGCCGUACACGGGAGUCAUUAAGACCGCCAUCAUGUACCGCAACAUGCGCCGAUCCUACUUCAGAUUCGACGUCGUCGCCACCGACAACUACGGAGGAGGCCUGAGAGGGAGCGCGGAGGUUGUGGUGUCCGUGGUCAAUCAGCUGGAUAUGCAGGUGGUGGUGUCCAACGUGCCCCCGACUGUGGUGGAGCAGAACAAGGAGCAACUGAUUGGCAUCCUGGAGCACUAUGUCCAAGACCAGAUCCCAGGUGCCAAAGUAGUGGUGGAAUCCAUUGGACCACGGCGAUAUGGAGAAACCUACGAACAAGAAGACUACUCGAGCUCAGACCUCAUGGUGUAUGCCAUCGACCCUAUGACCAACAGGGCUGUCUCCAGACAGGAGUUAUUCAAGUUUUUGGAUGGAAAGUUACUGGACAUCAAUAAGGAGUUCCAGCCGUACCUGGGCCGGGGCAGCCGCAUCUUGGAGAUUCGUACGCCUGACAUCGUGCAAAGCGUGAAGAAAGCCGUACAGUCACUGGGGUAUACGGAAGGAGCACUGCUGGCACUUGCUGUCAUUAUUGUAAUUUUCUGCAUCCCCGCCAUCCUCGUUGUCAUCAUCACAUAUCGACAACGGCAGGCUGAGUGUGCCAAAACCGCCAGGAUCCAAAUGGCUCUCCCAGCUGGCAAACCUGGAGGCAUCGCUGCUAGCAAUCUGUAUGAGGAGCUAGGCGACAACACCAUGAGAGGGUACGGACAUCAAGAGCAACAGCAGUUGCUUCGGCCGUCUCUCUUGAGGCCUGAGGAACUAUCUAUGGAAUCGGGCAUUGACCCAGGGCAGGACUAUUAUACGCAGGAUUACUAUAAUUAUGACCACGGAUAUGACUUGCCUCAGUAUGGCAGCCGCAGGAAGCUGAUCUCUCAAGCCGGAACGUAUGAUGAGUACGGCGAGGUGAUCGUCGAGGAUGAUGGCAGCUAUUAUUACAGUCCUCAUGAAUCAGAAGGAGAGAUUUCCAGACAGGCUAAAAAGCUGAGCCUGCCCCAGAGUCAGACUCUUGAAAGACCACCUAAAUGGUCUCGAAGAGAUCAGGUUCCCAGACCGGAGCAGACCGGUUCUGAUCCAGCCGGGGAUGCUGGGAUUUUCCGCAACUCAAAUCCUGUGAUCAGUCUCAAUCUGAUGAAACUCAACAAACUGCUUGCUGCAGGCAAGGCCUCUGGACCACCACUGCCUUUCCGUCCACCAUGGAGGAGGGCUCGGAUAUUCCCGAUGACGGAGCAGGCACAAAGUGUAGAGCUCGCUAAACCGACUCAAGGCUCUGAUAGCUCGGAGAGUGGUACAAUCAUUGACGGUAUCUUCUUCCAGGCCAAAGAAGGAAAAACCUCAGGGGAAAAACAAGUCCCUUAUCAGCUUCGCAUUCAUAACAAAUGUCCGAGCAAAACUAAUAUCACAGAUAGCUCAAGUGAUGGGAAGAUGUCGGUUUCCCAGGAAAGCAGCGAUUCCGAAAGGGGGAUUCAAUAUGGCAUUGUUAACAAAAGUCAACAAUUUACAAGCCAACUAGAAAGUGUAAACGAGGGUGUUUUUGUCAACCCAUAUGUAGACAGAUGUGUGAUAUCCUCCCGAUACCUUUAUUCAAACCGGCAAAAUGUGGCAUAUAUGACUAGCUUUGAUUCCGACAAAGAGCGGGACAUUUCUGAGGAGUCAAACAGUGAGAGUAGCAUGGAGCUCGAGGGAGAUGAUUCUGAGGACGACUCUAAGACACCUACAGAGAAAGACUCAGAGGUCGAUACCGAGAGUGGAUCCGAAACCGAGUCAGACACCGAUGAGGACAACCCACCUCGUUUUUCCGAUAGCAGAAAAGAAGCAGAGAGUUAUGACUCGUCAGAUUUAAACCUCAAAGCCGCUGGCACGCAGAAGUUUGUGAGGUCUGUUUUGCAGACGAUGAACACAAGGCGAUUUCCCAAACCUCGACUUGCAUCCAGCGUAGCGGAGAUCAGUUCCAAAGUAGGCUUCAACUUUGCACAAAACCCUUAUCAAACCUCUGAAGAACCCAUGCAUGAACGUAAAAACAAGAACGAAGAGAGUGAGAUGAGGAGCAAGCAGCCCAAGCCUUUAAUAGGACAAGAAAAGGAUUUUUCUAAAACCAGUAAAAGUCAACGCAAGGGCAGCUCAUCAGGAGGCACCACGGAUCUCCCACCCAUAGCUGAGGAAGAUGAAAUGACAAGAAGUAGUCUUGGCAACAAGUGGUCUACCAAUGGAGCUGGACAUCCAGAUGACGCCACGGAGGAUUCAGAUGCAGAUGAUGGUGGUUCAGCUGACUAAACUGGCUUGGUGGCUCCUCAUUGGGUAGAAAGAAGAGAAUCAAGUUGGUGGUGGAUCGGGAAUACGAGACCAGUUCGACAGGAGACGAUAGUGCCCCAGAG
Molecule: messenger RNA, 6117 nt
Organism: Clarias gariepinus (North African catfish)
Lineage: Eukaryota; Metazoa; Chordata; Actinopteri; Siluriformes; Clariidae
Gene: pcdh15b
Product: protocadherin-related 15b
Exons: 38
Coding region: 113-6016 (1967 amino acids)
Biological process (GO): homophilic cell-cell adhesion; sensory perception of sound; inner ear development
Cellular component (GO): plasma membrane; stereocilium
Molecular function (GO): calcium ion binding
Source: RefSeq, a predicted model, not a curated record